AUGGUGAAGUUCACCGCACGCCGGAGUUUGCCCGAGCUGGUGGCGCCGGCACGGCCAACACCAUGCGAGACCAAAGUCCUCUCCGACGUCGAUGACUGUUAUGACCUACGAGUCUACUCUUUUGGGGUCGAGUUCUUCCGCUGCCGACCAGGCGGCCAUCCAACGACGACGGUGGACUGCACCCGGAGAGGGAGUGGUGUUCGUGGAAGCAUUGGCUUCGCGGAGGCUCUGGUGUACUACUACCCCAUGGCCGGUCGGUUGAGAGAGAUUCUCCCCACUAACAAGCUGGUGGUGGACUGCACCGGAGAGGGAGUGGUGUUCGUGGAAGCAUUGGCCGACGUGGGGCUGGAAGAGUUUGGAAAUCCAUCACCGCGGCCCCCAUACCCAUGCAUCGAGGAACUAUUAUGUGAAGCCGGCUAUAUCAAAGUCGUGGUUGACAAGCCCUUGUUCUUUGUCCAAUUACCAUAUGGUUCUUUGUCCAAGCAUGUGUGCAAGGAGGAGGGUCGUGCAAAAAGUUGUGGUCUGCUGGCAAAUAUGGUCGUCCCAUGCCCGCUCAGCCCGUAG
Messenger RNA from Triticum dicoccoides, 564 nucleotides. Its product is annotated as acyl transferase 1-like. The record is from RefSeq and is a predicted model, not a curated record. NCBI's taxonomy places the organism in Eukaryota, Viridiplantae, Streptophyta, Magnoliopsida, Poales, Poaceae. The transcript is spliced from 3 exons. The coding region runs from base 1 to 564 and encodes 187 amino acids.